CUAACCAUUUCGAAAGAUCUACUAUUCUGAUCUUAGCAUAUAUCUAUAUCUAUAAAUACUUGCCCAAUCAAACCUCAAACCCACCCAAAAAAAACUUUGUGAAGCUAGAAGUUGAAAGAAAUUAAAAUGGCAGCUGAGAAAGAAGCAACAUCACCGUACCCUUUGGUCCCGGCAAACGGCUACAUCCGGAGAGAUCAAGAAUCUGCAGUGACAGCAGACCCCGCAGAGCUCAAAAGAAAGAAGCGCAUGAGGUGCCUCUUUUACGUUACUGUCUUUGCCGUGUUCCAAGUCAUAGUCAUAACAGUCUUUGCACUCACUGUUAUGAAAAUCAAAAGUCCAAAAUUCCGAGUUCGAUCGGCCUCCUUCAGUGACUUUGAGGUUGGCAACGGCACCAGCCCUUCAUUUAACUUGGACAUGGACGUCAAGUUUGGGGUGAAGAACACCAACUUUGGACACUUCAAAUACGAAGAUGGCAUCGUCGAAUUUGAGUACAGAGGCACCAGAAUUGGGCAGGUGAAUGUGUACGAGGCCAGAGCCAGAGCUCGAUCGACCAGAAAGGUGGCGGACUCAUUGGAGCUCACUUCAAAUGGCUUGUCUGCCAACUCUCAGUCUCAGUUGGCAAGUGAUAUUAGCUCUGGGAUUAUUCCAAUUACCUCCGCGUCUAAAUUGGAUGGGAAGAUACAUCUGAUGAAGGUGAUCAAGAAGAAGAAGUCUGCUCACAUGAAUUGCACCAUGGAAAUUGUUCUUGCAACGCAGUCGGUCCAAAAUAUUGUCUGCAAGUGAUCAUAAUAUUAAUCUGUGUAUAAUAUUUUAUUUUAUAUUUUUUAAAUGCCUAUUCUUGUUAUUAUAUUUAUUUUGUGAGCUACGGACAUCUUGUUUCUACAUAUUGUAUGAGGAUGUAGUCUCUAAUUAAUG
Molecule: messenger RNA, 915 nt
Organism: Prunus avium (sweet cherry)
Lineage: Eukaryota; Viridiplantae; Streptophyta; Magnoliopsida; Rosales; Rosaceae
Product: late embryogenesis abundant protein At1g64065-like
Biological process (GO): defense response to other organism
Cellular component (GO): plasma membrane
Source: RefSeq, a predicted model, not a curated record